AUGUCUGAUAACGUUCAUUCUUCAAGUAACGAAGACGAUUCCAUCGUGAUGAUGCAUGAUAUAGGCCGAAUCUUCAAUGAUAUUAUGUUAUCUCGAAGAUUUACAAGUUGGGACAAUUUUGAGACCUGUUUGAAAGAAGUACAUAAGUAUACGCAUACUAAGUACGUUAUGUCAGUAUGCAAAAAGAGCAGUGAUGAUCCAACUCUAAAGUACUUUUUCGUGCGAUAUGUCUGUACAUAUGGACGUAAACGCAGUUCGUCAGAGUCAGAUGCUUGCGUUCAGGAUGUAGAUGAUGAUAGUAAUAAUCAUUCUUCUGAAGAGCAUACAACUUCUAACUCGCCAACACAACCUAGGCAAAGGAGACGACGUCGGUCAUCUACGUCGAAAUAUUGCCACUGUAAAUCAGGAUUUUGGGUCCGGGCACUGAAUGGUGAGUUGAAACUCACCUCUAUUAAAACCGUGCAGAACCAUCCUUGCACAGAAAGAUAUAUUUCUGUCGAUCCAUCGAAACGACAGUUGACCUCAAGUGAACGCUUGUAUUUAAGAACGUUUCUACUGAGUAAUACACCAACUCGUAGCUUACGGUAUCUGGUUUCUUUGAAGUUCAAUAAACAACUUACCAAGGACGAUAUCGCCAGAAUGCGUUCACAGUUGUACCCAGACACUAAAAAUAUCAAUAACAUUUUACAGCGCAUUCAAGGAAAUACUGAAGUUAAAGUAUUCUAUGAAAAUGGGAACAUGUCUAUGAUUUGCUCCAGCCGCAGAGAGCAAAUAGCUGUUUACCACGCGUUCCCGGAAGUAAUAUGUAUUGAUUCGACUUAUCAGACCAAUAAAGUCGGCUUUCCACUGUUCCAGCUAGUGGUCACUGAUAGUCUUGGGCAAGGGCACACUGUUAUGUAUGCUCUUUGCAGUCAAGAACGACGCGAAGAUAUAGAAAAACUAUUGGAAUGUUUUAAAGAGAUAAUGUGCGGUACUUAUGCAACACGCACGUUCAUUAAGGAUUCGGCAGCGACCGGAAUUUCGGCUGUGCAGUCUACGCACAGUCAUUCUAACAUAAUACUUUGUUCAUUCCAUGUCCUAAGAGCGUUUUUCAGGAAGUUCCGAAAUCCUGAUGUGCGCAAAUGCUUGGAACAGCUUGUGAAGACUAGACGGUCUGAUAUAUUUACUCGAAAGUACGAACAUCUAAGAACGCAUUUUCCACGGGCGUAUGAUUACAUAAAAGAUUACUGGAUUGCUAGGAAGUCAAUGUGGGCUCGCUGUUACCGGCGACAUGUAUUAAGCCUGGGCAACCACACAAACAACCGUGUUGAAAGUGCUCAUAAACACCUAAAAGAAUGUCUCAGAAGAGGUGAUUCCCUAUUAUUGACGUUCUGGAAAAUUUGGAGUAAAACAGACAUUGAUGUACGUUUGCGUCCUUAUGACGCUGUGAAGGAUCUUCAACGUUUUCCUAUUCUUCAGGUUCCAAUGUCAUUUCGAACUCUUCUAAAUGAGUUCACAUCUUUUGCAGCUAAAAUUGUAGCUGUAAAUUAUAAACGUGUUCGGACAAUGAGACACGAAUUUAUAGAAGGAGAAUACAUCCGGUGCUACGACAAGGGUAUGAUGUAUGUUGUUGAUACUUCACGUGCACGAUGUGCUUGUGAGCGUUUCAAUGACUACAUGCUGCCCUGUGGUCAUAUUUUGUAUGCACAUUCUAAAGAUCUGAUUCGCGGAGACUUAUUUCGACAUAGCAACCGGUGGACAAGAAAAUACAUAA
This is a messenger RNA of Schistosoma curassoni, 1753 nucleotides long. The record is from the annotation of a GenBank genome assembly. NCBI's taxonomy places the organism in Eukaryota, Metazoa, Platyhelminthes, Trematoda, Strigeidida, Schistosomatidae.